GAGAGAGAGAAGCGAACUCGAGUAUUUUUCACUUCAGCAAUAGCAGAAAACUAAAUCGAAGCUCUCUCAGAACAUAGGAAUUCGGACUCCGAAAUCUUCCAUUAGUUGCCUUUUGCACCUUCAAGUUACAACCUUUUGAAAAGAAAAAAAAAAAAAGUAAAGACAGGCUUGAGGAAAAUGGUGCCGCAGCAGAUUAAGAAGGCUAUCACAGACAAUCCUAAGAAGCUUGCUAAUUUAAUUGAUCUUGUAAAUCUUCCUUCAACACUUAGAGAGUUUGUGGGUCAGUCUCAAAUUUCUCGUUUGGGCUGUUUCAUGCGUGUCUGGUCCUACAUCAAGACCAAUAAUCUCCAGGAUCCAAACAACAAGAAUGUAGUCAACUGUGAUGAAAAGUUGAAGAGUAUUUUGUUGGGCAAGCCUCAGGUUGAUCUAGCUGAACUACCGGCAUUGAUCAGACUACAUUUUCCCAAAGAGCCAAAAGUGAUUGAACAAUUGGCUAUUGGCCAUGUAAUGAUCGGCAAUGUGGAAAAGUACUUACCAAAAGAACUUGGAUUCUGAAUUAUUUGUGAGAGAAUAUCGUAGGGGUUUGAAAACAUCAGUUUGAUCCCAGCAAGCUUCUUAUUCAGAUCAGUGACCAUUCCAUUCAGCUUCUCAUUGAAAUCCUUGGCCACGCUAUUGUAUUCUUCAAUGCAAUCACUUCCAAAAAAUAUAUUUGUGGUUCUUUCCAAAGGCAAACACCCCAUGGGAGGAAGCCCACCUAGAGCUAUCUUUUGAGCUCCAAGAAGAUGAAGGUCUGUGACAAAAUUUCUAGCAAUUUGCACAAGAAAAUUCUGGUAUUCCAUAACAGAAAACUGAGAUGAUCUGCCUGGAAAUAUAUAAUAGUUCUCUAGGAAGUCAUUUGUUCCUAUGCUUAUCAGGUAAAGUGCUUCCCCUAGUACUUCAUUAGCUUUCUCCUUUCCUAGAUAGCCUCUGAGCUUCUUCUGGUAUUCUUUGUAGAACUCCAAUUCCUUCCAAAGAGGUAUUACUGACUGCAAGUCCAAUGAGAAAGAAUAAAAUAAGCCCAUGCUGGAGCACUCAUAAUUCCCUGAAUUUUUUUUUACUAGAAAUGUAUUAAUUCCGCAAAAACAUCUAGAAAUUCAUUCAAAAUGUGCUUUUCAUAUGCUUUGGUGAAUAAAAAGUUCUGCUUAUUUCUAGUAUCA
This is a messenger RNA of Hevea brasiliensis (rubber tree), 1196 nucleotides long. RefSeq names its product upstream activation factor subunit UAF30-like. Lineage: Eukaryota; Viridiplantae; Streptophyta; Magnoliopsida; Malpighiales; Euphorbiaceae. Gene Ontology annotation, cellular component: nucleus. The record is from RefSeq and is a predicted model, not a curated record. The coding region runs from base 178 to 555 and encodes 125 amino acids. The transcript has 4 exons.